Molecule: messenger RNA, 2308 nt
Organism: Dimorphilus gyrociliatus
Lineage: Eukaryota; Metazoa; Annelida; Polychaeta; Dinophilidae
Source: the annotation of a GenBank genome assembly
ACUAAUUAGUCGAUUCGACGGCGUAAACGGUCAGUCUUCUUGACGAUACGUCAGAAAGAUGGUUCCCUAUAAUCGUCUACUUCUACUUUUAUUCCUCGAAACUUUUAGAACGGCUCCCGUUCAUAACAACGCUCAAGAAAAUGUUGAAAUUCUAAUAAGCAAAUUCGGUAUGAAUAUGGACGUCGCCAACAAAUUUGUUUUAAACUUUUACAAGAGGUUAGAAAGUGGAAAAUCUUUAUCGAAGGCUUCAGGUCAUCCAAGAAUGGACAGAUCAAUAAGCGGUGCUGAUACUUUUCGGACGCUUCCCGUUGAAGCUAAAGAAUUAACAAGGAAUUCCUUGAAGAUAAGAUUCAAAACGAAUCUUGUACCCGGUGAGAAACUCAUCUCAGCCGAAUUAAGAAUGAAGAUCAAGGCUAAUCCCGUUAAGUGGAGCGUUUAUAGGGUUCAAGGAAAUCUAGAGAGCAAAUCGGAUGGGGCAAAAGCAGUUUAUGAUUUGAAAACAAAACCUCUCUCAUCCGACGGCAAUGUUCUUUUAGACUUUACAAAUAUUCUAAAUGGAUUAUUCGAUACGUGGAUAUUUAAAGGAAAUUCAUCGAAUGAUCAACUUACUGUUAACUUCAAUAUUACAAAUCGAUUUAGUUCUCCAAAGAAAGUUGUUCAGAAUGUAUUUGAUAUGGAUAGUUUUAUUUUAGUUAUCUACACAAAAAGACCAAGUUUCGUAGACGAAAUAAACAAGAAUUUUCUAUCAGUUUUACCAACUAAAAAUCGACAAAAAAGAAGAGUUCGAUCGAAAGAUAAAUCGCCUUGUAGUCUUAGAGAUUUUGUUAUCAAAUAUGAAGAUUUAGGACCUCAGUUGGCGGAUAUUGUUUUUCCAUAUACGCAUAAUAUUCGUAUGUGCAGCGGCCAUUGCCAAAUUAAGUUUGUUGCUGGAGAAGAAGCAGAAGUUAUGACUCCUAGAGCAAGAUUACAAUUUCUUGCUUGGAAAUUAGGAGUUUAUAGAGGUCGCAAACCAUGUUGCUCGCCUACCAAGUUGAAAAAAGCAGCUGUUAUUAGGGCUGAUUUUUCUCGAAUGUGGUUACAAACUAUUCCUGAUUAUGUUGCUACGGAAUGCGACGAUAUGGCAUUGGUUAAAUUCACUAAUUGUCGCCUUAUUAGAAAUGGUCAAAUCGAAUGCGAUGACUUGUGGGUACGAAAUGGAAAAAUCAUGAAUCCAGAGAAGAUUUUCUUUGAAGAAAAAGUAAAAGCUGAUGUUUAUAUCGAUUGUCAUAACGUAAUUAUAGCACCUGGUUACAUAGAUGUCCAAAUAAACGGGGCGUUCGGUAUUGACUUUUCAACGGACGUUGACAGAGUUAACGAAGGCGUAAUUAAAGUGGCUGGCGGAGUUUUAAGACACGGUGUAACUUCUUUUUGUCCAACAAUAGUCACAUCUCCCUCAGAAAGUUACAAAAAGAUUAUACCGAAUAUACGCCGCAAGGGAGGCUCAAAGUACGGAGCAGCUGUCUUGGGUAUUCAUAUCGAGGGUCCUUUUAUUAAUAAAGAAAAGAAAGGUGCUCACUCCGAAGAAUUAAUAAGGAGUGACUUAAGCGGAGGAUGGAGUUUACUAGAAGAUAUGUAUGGGAGUCUAGAAAAUGUCUCAAUCUUCACUAUAGCCCCUGAACUACCAGGUGCCCUCAACAUUAUAAAAGAGUUAAGAAAGAGAAAUAUUCGAGUAUCGUUAGGACAUUCUAUGGCUGAUUUAAAUAAAGGCAUAGAGGCUAUCGAACAUGGUGCUAACUUUAUUACUCACUUGUUCAACGCUAUGCUACCAUUCCAUCAUCGUGAUCCUCAUCUUGUCGGUCUCCUGGCAACUGAUCUUCCUCACACUGUCUAUUACGGAAUGAUUACAGAUGGAAUCCAUACUCACUCUUCUGCUAUUAGAAUUGCUCAAAAAACUCAUCCUAAGGGACUUGUUAUAGUUACUGAUGCUACUCCAGCUAUGGGACUAGAGUGUGGCAAACAUCAUAUUGGAACUUUAGAGGUAGAAGUCAAGAAGGAUGGAAGAGCUGUCAUAGCGGGAACCCAGACUUUAGCAGGAAGUAUAGCAACAAUGGAUGAAUGCGUAAGACACUUAAGAAAAGCAACAAAUUGCUCAAUAGUAGAAGCAAUUGAGUCGGCUAGUUUGCAUCCUGCUCAGCUCUUGGGGAUUGAAACUAAAGGCAGAUUGAACGCCGGUUGCGAUGCGGAUUUCGUCUUUUUGGACGAUAAUUUAUUCCCGUUAAGCACGUGGAUAGCGGGCGAGAAAGUAUUUGAUACUUCUACAGUUGAAUAA